Kalmanozyma brasiliensis GHG001 is the source of this 1152-nucleotide messenger RNA. Its product is annotated as Nucleotide exchange factor Fes1. The record is from RefSeq and is a predicted model, not a curated record. The coding region runs from base 1 to 1152 and encodes 383 amino acids. NCBI's taxonomy places the organism in Eukaryota, Fungi, Basidiomycota, Ustilaginomycetes, Ustilaginales. The transcript has a single exon.
AUGUCGAACGAUCGCAACGCACAGGAGCUCCUCAAGUGGGGUCUGUCGCACUCGACUGCCGUCACCUCCGCCGGCGGGCCCUCCGUCGAGCAGAUCUCUUUGGACAUCGAAUCAGGUCGUCGCCCCGACCUUGCCGACCCGCAUCUCUACGACGCGAUCAUGGGCAAGUCGGAAGCCCAGAUGAUGCGCGAAGAGCUCUCUGUCGCCGUCGACCCCUCUCGUACGGUCGAAGACCGCUGUACCGCACUGGACAACUUCGAGAUGCUCAUCGAGCAAAUCGACAAUGCGAACAACAUCACCAGCAUGCGCAUGUGGCAGCCCAUCAUCUCGCUGCUCUCGGCGAGCGAACCCGAGAUUCAGACGGCGGCAGCGUGGAUUUUGGGCACGGCGGUGCAGAACAACGAUAAGGCGCAAAUGGCCGUCUUGGAGUACCAACCGGUGGGCGGGCUGUUGGAUCUUCUGCAGAGCUCGGAGGAGGAGGUGAGGGCGAAAGCGAUGUACGCGCUUAGCGGACUGCUGAAGCAUAACCCAGCGGCCAUGGAUCAAUUCGACAAGUUGCACGGGUGGAAGACGCUUCGCCUGGCAUUGCUCGAUCCCAACAUCGGUCUGCGUCGCAAGACCGCGUUCCUCAUCAACGCACUCCUCUUCCAAGAUCCCAACUCGUUCGAAACCACCCCAGCGAGCACAACACGGAGCACAGCAACAGCCGUAGCACCCGUGCCCAACUCAGGAGCACCAGCAGUACCACUCGAACAGCCCCCGGCAACCCACACCUCGAUCCCCCACCCCAACGUCCCCCGCGCCCUCCUCUCCUCAGGCACCCUCCUCACCCUCCUCUCCUCCCUCCUUCCCCCACACCACCCGGGAGCAACCGAAACGGCCCCUUCCGGCCCCGACGGCGACAGCGACCCACGUACAGACCUUGACUUUGCCGAAAAAGCCACCACCGCCGUGCUCAGCUUCACCGCCAAGUUGCCCAGCGCAGGCGUGCAGGUGCUCGACGAGAGGUCCGCCGAGCUGUUCAGAGCCCUGCUGGUCGAGCUGCAGGGCAGACCGCUCGACGAGGCCGACGGCGCCAAGACCAGGUGGGAGGAGUUGGGAAUUGAUACUGCCGAUUUCGAGGCGUUCAAGGCCAAGGUUCAGGGUGUGUAG